AUGGCCGACGAGUUAAACAUUAACGAGAAUAACAAGCGUCCUCUCGACAACGACAGCCCUGCUGUUGAAGAAGAUUCUGAUGAUGAUAUUGGACCCGUUUUUCCUCCUUCUUCCACUGAAGACGUACCCAAGAAGAAAAAGAGAACACUUGCUUAUGAAAAACUCUACUUGGAACACUUGCCCAAUGCUGACAUGUAUGAAAAAAGUUAUAUGCAUCGCGACGUACUCAACCAAGUGGCUGUGACAAAAAACGAUUUCAUUGUGACAACCUCUGUCGAUGGCCAUUUGAAAUUCUGGAAAAAGACAGCAUCAGGCAUCGAAUUUGUAAAGCACUAUAAAUCACACUUGUCGAGCAUUGUCGAUAUCAGUUUAUCUGCAGAUAACGAACUGCUAGCCACCAUUUCCGAUGAUAUGUCGCUCAAGGUGUACGAUAUCACUAACUUUGAUAUGAUCAAUAUGAUCAAGUUGAAAUACAAGCCCAAGGCUGUCUGCUGGAUUCAUCAAAAGGGGCAGGCACAGGCAUUAGUUGCAGUAUCUGAGGCUGGCAAUUCAAAUAUUCACAUUUACGACGGACGAUCAGAUGGAAUACCACUUCACACAUUAUCCAAAAUGCACUCAAAGCCAGUGCACUUGAUAGAGUUCAAUUCGAGAUUUGAUACAGUGGUUUCUGUGGACGCGUUGGGCAUGGUGGAGUACUGGUCACCAGAAGAACCAUUUGGAUUGCCAGACAACUUGGAUUUCGAGAUGAAAUCACAGACGGAUCUCUACGAAUUCAGAAAGAAAAAAUCAGUGCCUACUUGCUUGAAUUUCUCUGCUGAUGGGUUGAGUUUUGUCACUAUGAGCUUCCCUGAUCGUCAAGUGAGAUUGUUCAAAUUUUUAACAGGCAAAAUGUACAGAGAGUAUGACGAGAGUCUGCAUGUGAUUAGUGAAAUGCAACAGGCGGGAACCUCAAUUUUCAAGUUGGAUGAUAUGGAAUUUGGUAGACGUUUAGCUGUGGAGAAGGAAUUGGAAAAGUCGAACCAAGCAAGAUUUGUCAAUGCAGUGUUUGAUGAAACUGGAAACUUUAUUAUUUAUGGUGCAUUGCUCGGUAUUAAAGUUGUCAAUGUAAAGACCAACAAGGUGGCUCGAGUAAUUGGUAAAUCAGAAUCAAACCGCUUUGUCAAUGUUGGAUUAUAUCAAGGAGCACCCAAAAAGAAGGGCGUAUAUACUUUGGCUAUGGCUGCUUCUGACAACGCUGCCCUUAAAGAGAGCCAGGAACUGGAUCCUACGCUCUUCUGUACGGCAUUCAACAAAAACAGAUUCUACAUGAUGACCCGCAGAGAGCCAUUUGAUAAUGCUCAAAAGGGAGAGCGUGAUGUGUUCAAUGAAAAGCCCUCUCGCGAAGAGCAAACAGUGGCAGCUACUCAAGAGCGCAAACAAGUGCUUGGUACCUCUGCCAUCCUACGUACUACUUCAGGUGAUAUCCAUAUGCGUCUGUUCCCUGAUGCAGCACCUAAAGCUGUUGAAAACUUCGUGACGCACGCAAAGAAUGGGUACUAUGAUAACCUCAUCUUUCAUCGUAUCAUCAAGGGCUUUAUGAUUCAAACGGGUUGUCCGUUUGGUGAUGGUACAGGUGGUGAAUCCAUCUGGGGAGAUGAUUUCGAGGACGAAUUCUCUAGAGAGUUCAAGCAUGAUCGUCCUUAUACAGUGAGUAUGGCUAAUGCUGGCCCAAACACCAAUGGAAGUCAAUUCUUCAUCACUGUUGCUCCUGCUACAUGGUUGGAUAAUAAGCACUCUGUAUUUGGUAGAGUUACCGCUGGUAUGGAUGUGGUGCACGGUAUAGAAAACGCAAAGGUGGACAAGACGAACAAGCCUUACGACGAUAUCAAGAUUAUCAAUAUUGAAAUUCGAUAG
Mucor velutinosus is the source of this 1893-nucleotide messenger RNA. RefSeq lists its product as uncharacterized. NCBI's taxonomy places the organism in Eukaryota, Fungi, Mucoromycota, Mucoromycetes, Mucorales, Mucoraceae. The transcript has 11 exons. The record is from RefSeq and is a predicted model, not a curated record. Gene Ontology annotation, biological process: protein peptidyl-prolyl isomerization; protein folding. Gene Ontology annotation, molecular function: protein binding; peptidyl-prolyl cis-trans isomerase activity. Bases 1 to 1893 code for a protein of 630 amino acids.